Messenger RNA from Macrosiphum euphorbiae (potato aphid), 396 nucleotides. Lineage: Eukaryota; Metazoa; Arthropoda; Insecta; Hemiptera; Aphididae. The record is from the annotation of a GenBank genome assembly.
AUGGACGUGACCACCCAGUGUGACGAUAGCUGCACGUCGCCUGUCGAUCCACCGCAGCCGCCGGUCAUAAAGUUCUCAACCGCCGCCAACGGCCGUUUCUAUGUGGGACCCGCGUUGUACUGCACGCAGCCUCCACCACCCCCGCCGAGUUACGCUAUCGCUGACCAAUUCACCCAUCCACCGCCACCGUUACCGCGGUACUAUGUCGGAGCCGCGUGGUUCGACGUUUGGGGCCCACCGCCGAUGCCGUGUUGCGUAGUGGCAUCGAAAUUUAGUUAUCCUCCUCCGCCGCCAACCCGCAAACCGGCCAACCCGGCGCCAGCAUUAACGUGGGAAAAACCCUCGGUUCCAGGGCGGUCUUUGGCACCCUGCACCAAGUACAUUAUGGCUCAGUAG